UCUAAAGAGCGAGGGAGGGAGAGAGAGAGACGAGAGAGAGAGAGAGAUAGAGGAAACCACCACUCGCUCCGCAGAGUCGUAUCAGGCAGCAUGGGAGCGAGAUCUUGAUCUCUUCUUCCCCUUUUCUCCGACACGAGUCCGCCCCCGACGCGCUCAUCGAUCGAUCGACGACCCUCGUGCUUCGCUUCGGAUGCCGAGUCCUUGAGGAGUUGGUGGUGGUCGUCGGGAUGGGUGGUCUCGUCGAGCGUGGGGCUCGAACGAAGGUUUCGGAGUGAACCCAGAGGCGACGCAGAUGCGGGAGACGGACGGAAAAGGCGGGCCGUUCGUGGCGGUGAGGAGGGUGUCGCAGGGGCCGCCUCGAGGGAGCGGAUGCCGCUCGUCGCCUGCUGAGGUUGUAACAGGAUCAACAGCUUGGAUUGGACGAGGCCUGUCAUGCGUUUGUGCCCAAAGACGAGAUAACAAUACUCGUCUAUUAUUUGAUCUGACACCUUCACAGGAGGAAUGCUUGCGAAGAUUACAGAGCCGAAUAGAUGUUGCGUAUGAUAGUUCAAAGAAAGAGCAUCAGGAAGCUUUGUGGGCCCUUUGGUAUGCUGCUUAUCCUGGGGUCGAACUCUAUGGGAUAAUAUCUGACCAGUGGAAGGAAAUGGGGUGGCAAGGAAAAGAUCCCUCUACUGAUUUCAGAGGAGGUGGUUUCAUAUCUUUGGAAAAUCUGUUAUUCUUUGCCAAGAACUAUCCUAAAUCUUUCCAGGAUCUUCUGCAAAAGCGGGAAGGCGUCAGAGCCAUGUGGGAGUAUCCAUUUGCUGUUGCUGGUGUAAAUAUUACAUUCAUGCUCAUACAGAUGCUUGAUCUUCAAGCUGCCAAACCAACAUCAAUGAUGGCAUCAGUUUUCUUGAAGCUACUUUCGGAAAACGAGCGAGCUUUCGAUAUGUUGUACUGCAUGUCUUUCAAGAUGAUGGACCAGCAAUGGCUCGCAAUGCGCGCCUCCUACAUGGACUUCAAUUUGGUCAUGAAGUCGACACGCCGUCAGCUUGAACAAGAGCUUCUACUGGAAGACAUCCAACGAAUCGAGGACAUGCCUUCCUACAGCCUCCUUAAACGUUAGGAACCAUCUGACUUCUUCUUGGUGUGAAUUCCUCAGAAUUUUGCAGUUUGAUGAUGUUGUUUCGGUUUGCUUAGCCAUCACAAAGAUUGUUUCAAUACAAUGCUCAAGUUGAGUUCCAAGUGAUGUCAGUCCUAGGGAAUAGGCAAGACCAACUGCGUGGGGUUUCUGUUGAACUUUGAGACGUGUAUAUAAGAGUGCCAAAGAUAUGUUGUUAAAUGAUUGAUGGUCCGGAGUGUUCUGGUCAUAGAUCGACGAUCUAAAAUUUGCUUUUUAGUUCCCCGAUUUUGAGAUACAAGGCAUUGCAAAGGUG
This is a messenger RNA of Musa acuminata subsp. malaccensis (wild Malaysian banana), 1412 nucleotides long. RefSeq lists its product as uncharacterized. The record is from RefSeq and is a predicted model, not a curated record. Lineage: Eukaryota; Viridiplantae; Streptophyta; Magnoliopsida; Zingiberales; Musaceae.